Molecule: messenger RNA, 5004 nt
Organism: Astyanax mexicanus (Mexican tetra)
Lineage: Eukaryota; Metazoa; Chordata; Actinopteri; Characiformes; Acestrorhamphidae
Product: zinc finger protein 423
Exons: 4
Coding region: 429-4493 (1354 amino acids)
Biological process (GO): regulation of transcription by RNA polymerase II
Cellular component (GO): nucleus
Molecular function (GO): DNA-binding transcription factor activity, RNA polymerase II-specific; RNA polymerase II transcription regulatory region sequence-specific DNA binding
Source: RefSeq, a predicted model, not a curated record
CGCGCGCUCUGCUUUACUAACCCACGCCUAGCAGGGACGAGGCAGCUGCCCAAUACAGUCUGCUGCUCGCUCGCACGCUCGCGCCCUAACAAUGUGCGGCUAGCCGGAGCACUGGCGGGCAGGCGGGCUGCAGGCCGGGCUCAGCCGCUCUGAGUGCGGUUAACUCGCGAACAGCGCGGUUAGGAGGCUGUAGAGAAGCGGCGCAGGUGACAAAAUAGAAGAAAUGAAACUACAAGCUCCAGGGAGAAACCCCUGCAGCAAUGCUAAGAGCAGGAUUAUGCUCAGAUUCAGCCAAGCGAACCCAUCUGUUACACAGUCCAGACAAUAAAAACAACAACAAGGCCUGAUGCUUCGCGGGGUGCUGGUGACCCUGCCGACAGUCAUUUGCUUUAACUUCUGAGUGAACAACCUCAAAACAACAAGUCAAAAUGCUUGGUCUUCAAGAAACCAGAUCUGCUGGAACUCCCUCCACCAAGACCUAUAAUUGUGUGGCAUGUUCAGCCACAUUCAAUGGUUUAGCAUCUCUAUUAGUGCAUCAAGCCUCUCAUGCCAGUGAAAUCUCCGACCACAAAGUGUCUGCUUUGCCUACUUGCAGUCACUGCAGUGGUUUGUUUGCAAGCAAAGAACUUCUGGACAAGCACCAGUGCAUGGUGUUGCCCCCUCCUGUUGCUCCAGAUGUGCACAAGAAGGAACAUGAAAUUAAUACACAGGUAAAGCCUCAGGUGGGUGAGCCAAGUAUUACAAAUUCCGAAGCAGAACUUGAAGACAGCUUGAAGACGGCUUGCAGCCAUGAUGCCCCAGUUGAAGUUCCCUCACAAGAGACCAUCACUCAAGAGCAUAUGGAUGUUGGGUUGCAGCCAUCUGAUUCACCUACAUGCAUACCUAUCUUAGAUUUACCUCCUGUGCAAGACAUUGUUGCUCAAGAGCAUAUUGAGGAGUUGCAGCUAUUGGACCCCUCCACAUGCAUACCUAACUUAGAUUUACCUCCUGUGAAAGAAACCGUCACUACAGAGCAUCUAGAUGAUGGGUUGCAGUCAUGUAAUCCGUCUGCAUGUAUACCCAUCUCAGAUGUACCUCCUGUGCAGGAGACCAUCACACAAAAGCAUAUGGAUGAUAUGUUGCAGCCAUUUGAUCCGUCAGCAUGCGUACCUAUCUCAGAUUUACCUCCUGUACAAGACACUGUUGCUCCAGAGCAUAUCGAGGAGUUGCAGCUAUUGGACCCCUCCACGUGCUUACCUAUCUUAGAUUUACCUCCUGUGAAAGAAACCAUCACUACAGAGCAUCUGGAUGAUGGGUUGCAGCCAUCUGAUCCACCUGCAUGUAUACCCGUCUCAGAUUUAACUCCUGCGCAAGACACUAUCACUCAAGAGCAUCUUGAUGAUGGCUUACAGUCAUCGGAACCCUCCAUACCUGAAACGCUCGCAGUAGGAGACCAAUCUUUUGCAAGUGAAGCUAAGAAGAUAAAAUUGGAGAAUCUGAGCAAUCACUCUGACAGUGAAGAAUCAGCAAAUGAAAGCGAGAGAUCAGACUCGAAGAAAUCGCUGCUUAAAAUGCUUGCAUCUGCCUACCUGAACCGCAGGCCGCCAGCUCAAAUACAAUUGGAGCAAAGCAAGAGGACCCUUCCCCCACGAAAGGUUUCACCAAGAGCACCAAUACAGAACCCAGCAGUAAUAUCCACUUCAAGCUCUUCAAAUUUCAUGGACCAAUUAAGACAAAAGAUGGCUAAAUUUGGCCCUAAUAGAGAGGGCGUCAAGCAGGCCGGCGGCAUGGGGAAAGUCAAGCCUAAAAAGAAAAAAUUAAAAAGGAUUAUCUCUACAACCAAAAUAUUAUAUCCUAUAGUGGCUCUUGAGUCCUGUCAAAAAAGCUUGCAGGACAACAUGGAGGGGAGGCAUCAGUGUGGUGUCUGCAGCAGAGUUUUUCAAGACGUGGACAGCUUGAUAAUGCAUCAUGCCUUGCACAAAAAGGAACGUGUGAAAUUUUGCCGUCGCUGCCGGCAGUAUUUGAUCUGUGUCAUUUCUGUUCCAAACAAUCACGUCUGUUCUAUCUCGAAUAUAGGGCCGUCCAGACAUUUUACAUUUGUAAGGAAAAGCUUCCUGACCUCAAACAACCCUACAAUGCUUCACUCUCGGAAAAUGUUCCACUGUACAAUGUGCAAUCGGAGCUAUACACGCAGGCACAGCCUCAACAAACACAACUGUCAGUGGAUAGCCUCUCUUAAGUCCUCUGCCACUGCAGCCAAACAAGCUGAGAAUUUCCACAGCUUGGGUGAAGGAUCUAGUGCUGGAAAAGGACUUGUGUCAUCCGAGCAGAUAAGUGUUGGUGUGAACACAGGCAAACUUCAGAUUGUAAAGUCUGAGGAUCUCCGUGCUGAUUUCCCUAACAAGGAGACAAGGUUAGUGCAGAAACCUUCCCCUGUCAAGUCAAACAUUCACUCUGGUUCCGCCAAGAGUUUCCCACCGUUUCUUGCCAACGUUUCUAAAAUCAAUUCAGCAAAGUUAAAUGUCAACUUUAAUUCAGCUGGGCCUACAUCUUCCCGACUUAGAGAAAGAAAUAUCAGAAAGGGAAGUGAAUCAGAAUUAGACGAGAGCCAGUGGACAGUGCCUUUGGAUGACAAUGAAAUUGAAGUGAUGGACGUUGAUGAAGGAAAGCGUGAUUCGGUGGUGGCACCCAAGAACAACUCUGAUGAUGAUGUUAUUUUAGAACCUACCGUUAAAAGUCAACCCAGCUUGCUCCUUUCAGGUAGAGAAUUUCAAGUGCACAUCUCUGAAAAGGGUGUAAAGCGUUUUUCUUGUAACAGAUGUAACAGAAGCUAUUCCCGCCAUUUCACUGUACAGCAGCACCUUAAGAUUUGUAGUGCAAGAAAACUGAGAGAGCAACAUUCUUUUGGAAAGGCCGGUAUCCUUGCCCUGAAGAAGAAGUUUCCGUGUCCACUUUGCAGUGCAUCAUUUACCCGGAAAGACCGCAUGAACAUGCAUAGAAAGAGAUGCCAGGCAAUGAGAAACCCCACCAUGUUGGCGGGUAAUAGGAUGUUGGAGAAGAAAAAUGAAGCACCCCAGGGAAACAUGUUUGUGUUGCCCCCAGCAGCUAAGAACGACGUCAGACAGGAUAACAAUAAAACCAGUGCUGGCAGUGGAAACUGGGGGAUUAUGUCAUUACCCUCUGUGCUUCCCAGAAAAGUGACCUGCGAGUGUGGUGCAGUAUUCACUUGCCCAAGACUUCUGUUCGAGCAUCUGCAGUUGCAUGCAAUGGAGUCGUACAUUUGCUCCCAUUGUGGUGAAAAUCUGAAGUCUUGGGCCGAGCUUGAAGCGCACCAGAAACUGCAUACGCAGGCACAAGUACAGCCUCAGCAAAAGCAACAAUUUCAAACAUCGAGUCAAAGUGUAAAAAGCCAGCCUCAAGAUGUGUUGAAGUCACCUUUGAGUAACAGACCUCUCCCAGAAGGAAGCGUUUGCCACAGGUGUAAAAAGAUCUUCAGAACGCGCAAGUCCAUGCUGCGACAUUUGAGGCUGAGUUGCAGAGGAGAAAUUGCAGUUCAAAAGAAUCACACUUGCUCUCGCUGUGGAAUGACUUUCCAAAGUCAGUUAGCCCAUAAGGUUCACGUUCAGAGCAACAGUUGCACCCCAUCUUACAAACCUAUUCGCUGCCCAGUUUGCGUACGCUGGUUCAGUUCCGUGGAUGGACUUAAAAAACAUUUGCUUACACACAGCCAACAAAAGGUUUUGACGUGCCAGAUCUGCAGGCAUAAGUGCUCAAGCCAUGAAGAUCUUGAGGAACAUAAAAGGAAUAUCCAUGGCCCGAAGAAAGCUUCCGCAUCACCGACUCUUCAGUCUGCACACGUUUCGCAAAGCAACCCAUCAAAUGCAUUUCGUUGUCAGAUAUGUCAACGCACUUACCCAAAACUCCAGUCUCUGAAAGACCAUUUGAGGAAAGUCCAUCGACCGCAAGGCAUAAACAUGGUCAACCUUAGUGCUUUACAGCCCAAAGCUGGUGGACUUCCGUCAUCAGCAGCAAUGGUGCAGCAAAGCCAGUCCAAGCAGCUUCAGUGUACCAUUUGUGCACGCACCUACCCAGAUAUUCAGUCCUUGAGAAACCACAGGCGAAGAGUCCAUCGCAUUCUUGGUAGUGGACUUCAGCCAUCGAGAGGACCUGUACAGCAAAGCCAUUUCAGUCAGUUUCAGUGUCACAUUUGUUCACGCAGCUACCCAGACAUGAGGUCCUUGAGAAACCACAGAAGGAGGGUCCACCGCCUUCUGGGUGGCCUUGAGAUGUUCAAGGGAACACUUGUUCAAAGCCUGGACAAUCAGUAUAAGUGCCACAUAUGCCAGCGUAGUUAUCCGGAUGUAACAUCCUUCAAGAACCACAGAAGACGGGUGCACCAUAUUUUAGGGGAGGUACCUGACACAGCAAAAAUGGCUGCACCAGACAUUGUAGAGUUAAAGGAAGAGCCAGAAAUGCUUCCCGUCAUAUCGCUCGAUGGACCCCAAACACGAUGAGUGACCGUCAGCCAUUUAACCAGUUUAAUCCCAGCUGAGGAUGUUGAUGUUUGUUCACCGAACCUCUUCUUCUGUUUUUUUUUUUUUUUUUGUUCUGGAAAGUAGUUGGAAAGUGUUGAAUCGUGAUAGUGUGUGUAUAUAAUGGACAUUUAGUAAAGCAGAGACCCUUUCUUAACUUUCAAGUUGUUUGUGCCCAUAAAGUGUAAAUACUCAUCCCUAUGUUGUUCUAACGCAUAUCUGGUAGCUGUUUAAAAAGAAGUUAUUGACAAAUGCAUGCAGAGCUUAAAAAGCAGAACCAUUGUAGAUAAAGUUUUGUUAUUUUUUUUGUUACUUUUGUGCGUUGUCAGUGUAUUGACAGUAACAGUGUCCAUGAAAACUUGUUUUGAAGCAUCAGUUGCUCUAUGCUGUAUCAAUAAAUACUGUGCUUACUGUUCUUAAUUUUGUAUUAAUCGUUGGUUAUGCAUGCUUAGUAAAUGUGGCACCGCAAUAAAGCAAUGUUUACUUGAGUGAA